This is a messenger RNA of Saccoglossus kowalevskii, 717 nucleotides long. Its product is annotated as DNA repair protein complementing XP-A cells homolog. Gene Ontology annotation, molecular function: damaged DNA binding. NCBI's taxonomy places the organism in Eukaryota, Metazoa, Hemichordata, Enteropneusta, Harrimaniidae. Gene Ontology annotation, cellular component: nucleotide-excision repair factor 1 complex. Gene Ontology annotation, biological process: UV-damage excision repair; base-excision repair; nucleotide-excision repair involved in interstrand cross-link repair. The record is from RefSeq and is a predicted model, not a curated record.
AUGGCUGCGUCCGUAACAGAGAAUGUUGACCACAUUGACGACACUGAUGAUACACCCAGCAAGUCUAAAUUGUCAGAUGCACAACGAGCGAAGAUCGAGCGAAAUCGGCAGCGUGCUCUUCUUCUACGACAAGCACGACUAGCAAGUCAACCGUACUCCAAAGGAAAACCUAUGAGAAGAGAUGGUAAGGCUGAAGUCUCUUCAGUCACUAGGUCAUCAGGUCAAGUUUUAGAUACUGGAGGUGGUUUUCUUUUAGAAGAAGAUCAGGAAGAUGAGGAUAAUAAAAUCAACAUUGUACAUGAACCAGCCCCCAUCAUAGAUGUGAAUAGACCAAGAUGUGAAGAUUGUGGCAAGCAGUUUUCAGACUCAUUUCUCUCAACACACUACAAUGUUGAAAUUUGUGACAUGUGCAGAGAUGAUGCAGACAAACAUAGUUUGAUUACAAAAACUGAUGCAAAGCAGCAAUAUUUAUUGAAAGACAGUGACUUGGACAAGCGAGAACCUAUUUUAAAAUUCUUAGUCCGGAAGAAUCCUCAUUCAGCUGGUUGGGGUGAAAUGAAACUGUAUCUUAAAUCCCAGGUUUUAUCUAGAGCACUGGAAAUUUGGAAAAGUGAAGAAAAUAUACAAGAAGAAAAAAAGAAACGGGUAGAAAAUAAAGAAAAAUUAAAACAGAAGAAAUUUGACAAGAAAAUGAAAGGUGAGUUAUAAUAAGUUUAU